Messenger RNA from Prunus persica (peach), 1811 nucleotides. Its product is annotated as non-functional NADPH-dependent codeinone reductase 2. The transcript has 4 exons. The record is from RefSeq and is a predicted model, not a curated record. Bases 99 to 1085 code for a protein of 328 amino acids. Gene Ontology annotation, molecular function: aldose reductase (NADPH) activity. Gene Ontology annotation, cellular component: cytosol. NCBI's taxonomy places the organism in Eukaryota, Viridiplantae, Streptophyta, Magnoliopsida, Rosales, Rosaceae.
AGCGGUUUAAAAGCACCUUCACUUGAUGAAAAAUUAAAAACCAGACUUCAAAACUUGAUAAAAAACUUGAGCUAAUUUCCGAACAUAAGAAAGUAAAGAUGGCAAAUGCUACUUCUUCAGCCCAUAUCCCAGAGGUGGUGCUUGGCUCUUCCAUUGGCCCCAAGAACAUGCCUGCGCUUGCCUUUGGCACAGCAGCUGACAACGUACAGCCUAAUCUGUUGAAAACAGCAGUUCUUGAGGCCAUCAAGCUUGGCUACAGGCACUUUGAUACAGCUGCCAUUUAUGGCUCAGAGCAGACUCUGGGAGAAGCUAUAAAAGAAGCACUUAAGCUUGGCCUUGUUGCUUCCAGAGACCAACUCUUCAUCACUUCAAAGCUAUGGAGCAAUGAUGCUCAUCCUCAUCUUGUCAUUCCUGCUCUCAAGAAAUCACUUGAAAAUCUUCAAUUGGAGUACCUUGACCUGUAUCUCAUCCACUGGCCCAUCAGUGCUAAGCCAGGAAAAUUGGUGUACCCACUAGUUGACCUUAUGCCAAUGGACUUCAAGGGUGUGUGGGCAGCCAUGGAAGAAUCUCAGAGACUUGGCCUCACCAAAUCAAUUGGAGUCAGCAAUUUCUCCAGCAAAAAGAUUGAAACUUUACUCUCUUUUGCUACCAUUCCUCCUUCGGUCAAUCAAGUGGAGAUGAGUCCAUUCUGGCAACAGAAGAAGCUAAGAGACUUCUGCAAGGCCAAUGGUAUAGUUGUGACUGCCUUCUCUCCUUUGGGUGCCAUGGGGACCAGUUGGGGCGCCAAUCAUGUUAUGGAAAGCAAAGUGCUCCAGGAUAUAGCAGAGGCUCGAGGAAAAACAAUUGCUCAGGUUUGUAUUAGAUGGGUGUUCCAAGCAGGGGCAACUCUUGCUGUUAAGAGCUACAACAAGGAGAGGUUGAAACAGAAUCUGCAGGUGUUUGACUGGGAGCUAUCAGAGGAUGACCUUAACAAGAUCAAUCACAUCCCACCGCACAAAAUGAUGAGGAGAGAAGAACUGGUUUCUGCUGAUGGAUCAUCAUCACCAUACAAAUCCGUUCAAGAAUUAUGGGAUGGAGAGAUUUAGGUCUGAAAUGAAAACCAAUCCUUGUGUAACUUGUUUGUGUGCAUCCAAACAUAGAGGCGCUGUUGAGGGAAAGUGUGAGUCUCCCAACAUAAUUUCACCACCACUGUCUAAGCAAUGGGGUUUUAUUAUUUAUUUUAGGUUUGGUCCAUUCGAGAUGAAACAUCUCUUAAUUACAACCCUUGUUAUGAAUUACAAGAGAAAACUCGUUGAUUAAAAUUACAAAGGAACAUAAUUUGGGGGAACGUGUGUUUGUUUGGUUUUGUAGUUGCACCUAAGUAAAAGCUUAAGUUGCCUACAUAUCCAUUGAGAGAAUCAAGCCACUCGUAAUUCAAGGAAUCUUAGUGUGUGAAUGACCCACUAAAACAAUGGUUUGUGUAUGGAAAUUUGUAAUGUUUGUGUGGGGAAAUUUGUGGGCCAAUUUGGAUUUAGAAUAAAUCAGUGAUUCUGUUUAGAAUUAUGUUUGGGGUGAAUUUGGUUAAGAGAAACUAGGGAUUCGAAUUUGGUUGUGGUUGUAUCUAGUGGGAGGCUAGACUGUCUAUGUACCCUUAAUGGGAUCAAACCAACGUAAUUCCAAAACUUGGGUGGUUUAAUUUGUAUGCUUUUAUACCACUUGGGUCUUUGACGUGGUCUGGUACCAUUUGGGCUUUGGCGUGGUUUUGUACCACGUGAUUUGGUGUGGUUUUGUACCACUUGAGAUUUUAUGUGAUUUUAUGCCACUUGAGUCUU